This is a messenger RNA of Letharia columbiana, 921 nucleotides long. RefSeq lists its product as uncharacterized. NCBI's taxonomy places the organism in Eukaryota, Fungi, Ascomycota, Lecanoromycetes, Lecanorales, Parmeliaceae. The record is from RefSeq and is a predicted model, not a curated record. Gene Ontology annotation, molecular function: alkaline phosphatase activity; phosphoglycolate phosphatase activity. The transcript is spliced from 5 exons. The coding region runs from base 1 to 921 and encodes 306 amino acids.
AUGGUUACCCAGGCCGAGUACCUCACUGGCAAUAAAGAGGGUAUAGAGGAAUUCAUAAGUAGAUUCGAUGUCUUCCUGUUUGACUGCGAUGGCGUCUUAUGGUCUGGAGAGCAUCUAUUCGAAGGAACAGUCGAGACCCUCGAGCUGCUGCGCAGUAAAGGCAAGCAAGUCGUCUUCGUCACAAACAACAGCACAAAGUCUCGCGCCGACUACAAGCAAAAGCUUACAAGCAUGGGAAUCCCGGCUACUGUUGAUGAAGUUUUUGGCUCUUCCUAUAGCGCCGCAAUCUACAUCUCCCGCAUCCUCCAAUUGCCUUCGAACAAGAAAACCGUCUUUGUUCUUGGCGAAGCGGGUAUAGAGACUGAGCUCGACGGCGAAAAGGUUCCCCGCAUCGGCGGUACAGACCCUUCUUUAAAUCGGCUGAUAGGGAAAGACGAUUACGCCGACAUUGCAUCCGGGACAUCUCUAGACCCUUCUGUCGGCGUGGUAUUGUGCGGUCUUGAUUUCCACCUCAACUAUCUGAAGCUCAGCCUGGCCUUCCACUAUCUCCGCCACGGCGCCGUCUUCCUCGCUACAAACAUUGACACCACCUUACCCUCAUCAUCCACUCUGUUUCCUGGCGCAGGUGCCUGCUCAGCACCUUUGGUGGCUAUGCUGGGAGGCAAACAGCCGACGAGUCUGGGCAAACCGAGUCAAGCCAUGAUGGAUGCUAUUGAGGGGAAAUUCCAAUUCGACAGGCAAAGAGCCUGCAUGAUAGGGGAUCGGCUGGACACCGAUAUCCAGUUUGGGAUCGAGGGGGGCUUGGGUGGAACGUUGUGUGUGCUUACGGGUGUUACGAAGGGGAAACAGGAUUGGGAGGAUGGGAAGAUUGUACCCACGGCUUGGGUGGAUAAAUUAGGCGAUCUAAGGGAGGGCGCCUGA